AUGCACAGAAGAACCCUUUACAGCUUGAGUCUGACUGUUUCUCUUCUCAGAAGAAACAUCAGGGUUAACCAACGCUUAGUCGUUGUAUCUACUGCCAGUUACUCAACCAAGACGGUUGCAUUCACAGCUGACACCUAUUCCCACAAGGUUCAACGUGAUCCUAAAUUCAAAAAGUUGGAUGAUGCCGAUAUUGAAUUUUUCAAAGGGGUACUCACUGACAAGGGACUCAUCACCGAUGCCGAUGACUUGUUGUUCUACAAUGAAGACUGGAUGAGAAAGUACCGUGGUCAAUCUCAAUUAGUGUUGAAACCAAAAACCACUGAACAAGUGUCACAAAUCUUGAAAUACUGUAACGAGCAGAAAUUAGCCGUGGUUCCUCAAGGUGGUAACACUGGUCUUGUCGGUGGUUCCAACCCCAUCUUUGAUGAAAUCAUCAUCUCAUUGUCGAGCAUGAACAAGAUCAGAUCUUUCGACAGUGUCAGUGGUAUCUUAAAGCUUGACGCUGGUGUCAUUUUGGAGACUGCUGAUCAAUACUUGGCUGAACAAGGAUACAUCUUCCCUCUUGACUUGGGUGCCAAGGGUUCUUGUCAUGUCGGUGGUAAUGUCGCCUGUAACGCUGGUGGAUUAAGGUUAUUACGUUACGGAUCCUUACAUGGCUCCGUAUUGGGUUUAGAAGCGGUGUUACCAGACGGUAGUAUCUACGACUCAAUGCAUUCUUUACGUAAGGAUAACACUGGGUAUGACUUGAAACAAUUGUUUAUCGGAUCUGAAGGUACUUUGGGUAUAAUCACUGGUAUUUCCAUCUUGUGUCCUUCAAGACCACAAACUCAAAAUGUUGCCUUUUUAGCUGUGUCAAGUUAUGAAGCUGUGCAAAAAGUGUUUGUGGAAGCCCGUAAGGAAUUAUCAGAAAUCUUGUCUGCGUUUGAGUUCAUGGAUGGCACUUCUUUAUACCUCACUGGAAAGCACUUGAAAUUAGACAAUCCAAUAGAAAGUGGAGAAUACCCAUUCUACAUCUUGAUUGAAACAUCAGGGUCCAACAAGGAGCACGAUGACGAAAAGUUGGAAAACUUUUUAGCUGGUGCCAUGGAAGCUGAGUUGGUCGAUGAUGGGAUCAUUGCUCAGGAUGAAAGUCAAAUCCAAUCUCUUUGGUCUUGGAGAGAAUCCAUUCCUGAAGGUGUUACCGCUACUGGUGGUGUCUACAAAUAUGAUGUCUCUAUUCCAUUGCCAGAGCUUUACUCCUUGGUGGAAGCAUGCAAUGAAAGAUUACAAGAAGCUGGUAUUGUUAGUUUGGAAGAUGAAAGUAAACCAGUUGUUGCUGCUGUUGGAUAUGGCCACAUUGGUGACGGUAACUUGCAUUUAAAUGUUAGUGUUCGUAAAUAUUCUAGUGAGGUUGAAUCUCUCUUGGAGCCAUUUGUAUACGAAUGGAUUCAAAGUAGGAAGGGUUCUAUUUCUGCUGAACAUGGGUUAGGAUUCCAAAAGAAGAAUUACAUUGGAUAUUCCAAGAGUCCGGUUGAAAUCAACAUGAUUAAAGAGAUCAAGAAUCAUUAUGAUCCAAAUGGUAUCAUGAACCCUUACAAAUAUGUAUAG
Messenger RNA from Spathaspora passalidarum NRRL Y-27907, 1587 nucleotides. It is a transcript of the gene AIP2, whose product is annotated as D-lactate dehydrogenase. Gene Ontology annotation, molecular function: FAD binding; catalytic activity. The transcript has a single exon. Lineage: Eukaryota; Fungi; Ascomycota; Pichiomycetes; Serinales; Debaryomycetaceae. Gene Ontology annotation, cellular component: mitochondrion. The coding region runs from base 1 to 1587 and encodes 528 amino acids. The record is from RefSeq and is a predicted model, not a curated record.